Molecule: messenger RNA, 16554 nt
Organism: Misgurnus anguillicaudatus (oriental weatherfish)
Lineage: Eukaryota; Metazoa; Chordata; Actinopteri; Cypriniformes; Cobitidae
Gene: pkd1a
Product: polycystic kidney disease 1a
Biological process (GO): calcium ion transport
Cellular component (GO): plasma membrane
Molecular function (GO): monoatomic cation channel activity; protein binding
Source: RefSeq, a predicted model, not a curated record
GGUGAGCAGAGGUACUGCAGGAUGGGAUCAUGAGAGGAAGUUCUUGAGGAACUUUUGGACUUCAGAGUUUUUUUCCUCCUCUUGAGAAGAAGUGAAUCGAGUUCCGUUAGCGGAGGAACAGAGGGGGGACGUCAUCAAACACGGGGCAAAACGCGACUUUUCCCGAGUUUUCUACAUUCCGCAUUGUUUCUCUUAUGGAAAAACUGGAUAAAGAGUGAACUUUCCUCUCGCGCGUCCCGAGGAAAACUUCACCAACAGAACAGGGGCGAUGAGAUGCGAGUGAGCUAUGCCUUGUGGAAAUGGACAGACUGUAUUUAAGCGAAAACAUGGCGUCUGUCUGCCAAACUUCGGAUUAUUUUCCAGUCUGUUCUUUGCGCUCGGCUGCCUCGCGGCGCUCUCGGGCGUCGCGGCGGACGGGCGAGAGUGUAGCCCGUGUCCUGGUAACUGCUCGUGCACGGCGGUGGGACCCCAAAACUUGUGCGUGGUUAAUUGUUCAAACAUCGGACUGGAUCAGGCCCCAGCGGCGUCCGAUCUACCCAGCUAUACACACACACUAGAUCUCUCCAGAAACCUCAUUCUGUCUGUGGAUUCAAGUCUGUUUAAUCACCUCACCACCCUUAAGGAGCUGUAUCUCCAGAAUAAUCGUCUUGCCGCUCUUUCUUAUGGGAUAUAUGGCUGUCGCUCAUUAGCUGUGCUAGAUUUGAGCAACAAUCAGAUCACCACCAUAGAUAAAAGAAUAUGUGAUCAUUUCUGUAAUUUAACUACAAUAGAUCUGAGUUCUAAUCCGUUCGUCUGUGACUGUAAGUUAGUGCGGUUGGUUAGCUGGUUGCAGGAACGGGGUGUAAAGGUGAAGCGACCCAACUCCAUGCUCUGUGACCACCCACCAGAGGUGAAGAACCAACCACUGCUCAACGUCAGUGAACACACCUGUGCCCUGACAUACGCCGGCUGUCUGCAGGAUAAGGAGCACGCGGGAGGUGUUGAGUUGGUCAUCUUCUCCUCCUCCAAUCCAGGCAAUUUCUCUCGUGAAGAAUGCAAUUCCAAAUGCUUUCAUGAGAGCCAGCGUUACGGUGGUUUGGGUCAAAAGAACGAGUGUCUGUGCAGCACCAACUCUGAACCCAAUCACAUCAGCGAGUCUCAGUGUUCAGCGGCAUGCUCUAACCCGCUGGUAAUGAAGGAGUGUGGCUGGACUGUGGCGCAUGACGUCUUUCAGGUGAACUUCUCUGCAUUGCUUCCAUCUCGUCGCGUAUCUGUCCACUCGGAGGCAGUCUUGUCGGUCGCCUCUACCGUCCACCCUGUCUCUCUCUCCUGGGACUUUGGUGACUUUUCACCCCGAGUCAACAGUUCCCCACCAAAUACGACCAUGAGGCAUAAGUACGGCCUCCCAGGAAGGUACCAGGCCCAGGUCAGUUUAUCGGCUGGACAUCAGGAGAUCGUCGCGCAUGGAAACGUCAGCGUGGAACUUCCCCCUCGAUUGGAGCUCCACUGCCCAUCACUAAUAGUAGCCAAUCAGAGUUUAGAAGAGGUGGUCUCUGUGGUGAACUGGGGGGGAGUUGGCAUAACGGUGGACUGGAGAAUCACAAAGAAUGAGAGAGAAAUUGCAAGAGCCGAGCCUCUGUGUGUACCAGAUGCGAUACGUCACGCUGAUUCAUCCCGCUGUUUCCUGUUGGUGUCGGAAGAAGUCAGCUGGUCGGAGGCACGUCGAAAUUGUUCAGCUCGCGGGGGAGAACUCGCCGUGGUGCAUUCCCAAACCGUCCGAGACCUUUUGGCCCCUCGAAUCACACAGGAGCGUGGUGUGUGGUUGGGUUUGAGUGAUAAAAACUCCCCUCGUGUUCUGCGCUGGGUGGACGAUUCGGAGGUCCAGUCGGGCGACGAGGGGGCGAGAGACCGGGCCAGUCUGACGCCCGGAAAUGUGUGUGUGUCACUGGACAGUGCCGGCCAGCCCAGCGCUCACUCCUGCACCGCCCAAAGAGCUUUCGUUUGCCAGUUUACCCGCCAAGUGAGAAUCCCGGACGCAGGUGUUUAUAUGGUGGGCACAGCUGCGUUUAAUACCCAGAAUCCUUUCAGCAGCCCUACUACAUUACACACAUCUGUACCCAACGCACCAGCCAGGAGGGUCGAGCUGUUGCUGUUCCCCGGCCUGAGUUUCGUCUAUGGUGGUCGACUGUCGUCUUUAGAGAUGAUCACUCAGACUCUGACCUCACAUACACAGCUGCGCUUUCAGGUGUAUCGACCGCAGUGCCACCGAUUCACAUCACGCCCCCUGCUGCCAGGGUGCGGUGACCUUUGCGUUCCCAUUACCGUUUGCCAGUCCCUAGAUAACUGGAUAAAUGACACAGCCGUCCCACCAGCAUCUACAUCAUGCCCAGCGGGACGCCAGUACUGCCCGUAUGCUGAUCAGUGUUUGCCCCUGGCCAGCCCAUGUCAACCCGCAACCUGUGUGAACUGCUCCAGUGUCGACCCUCUGCCUGAGGGGACCCAGUACCCUGAGUAUAGCCUGGUUGGGGAGGUGCUUUUUACCCUACCCCCCGGCCCACCCUCUCAUGUCCUGGUCCAGGAGGAAAUUGAGGACCUUUUGGUUGCCCCUGGCGACUUUCUCGCCCUCCAGCACGAUGCUGGCCCAUCAGGGCUUCUCCAGUGUUCAUCAGACCCCUCAUCGCCGUGGAAACAGAACGUCCUCAUCCAAAACCGCUCUGACUGGUGGGACCCUAAUAAGACUCUGGAGAUAAUUGCGGAAAGACGCUGGGAGGAGAGCUUUGUGUGCCAGGUGAGAGUGCUCUACGUGGGACAGAACGACACCAAACUGCAGGGUCAGUUUCUUCGUUCUGGGCUCCAACAGACUGGUGACUACAGUUUGGAAGUUACAUCCAAUGAUAAAGAUUUUCCCAUCACUGCUUCCUGUCCAAUCCAUGUAGUUCCACCUUUGGGCCUCACCGUGAUUCAUCCGACCAAUGACAAUGGCACAGUGUAUUUCCCUCCCAAUGAGACGUGGAUUCUCAUUAAGGUUCGCUCUCAGCACAGCGUCCUGAUUGGACGCCAGGGAAGCAAUACAACUACGCCCUUUUAUAGCUUUUGUCCUCAGAACUUGGUGGCAAAAGUGCCUGACUGCAGGCAGCCUGACCUGUACAAUGACACUAUGUUUGCAUGGAUCGACCUCCAGCUUGGAUCCACAGUAGGGCAGACCACGGUUGUGCUCCAUGCCCGCAGCGAAGUUACUGAAGAUGUGCUCCAAAUUCUGGCUAGAGUGCUGGAGCCUCUUCGAGGACUAGUUAUCCAACCUCAUCCUGCUCACCGAGUCCUCAUGGAGUCCGUAGUGAGUUACAAGGCAUCAGUAGAGGGAGGUACAGAUCCGUCCUUCAGAUGGACAGUGGAUGAUAAACCAUACUUCACGUACUACAACAGCUCGCUGAACAUCAUCUAUCAAAAUCCAGCGGUGUACAAACUCACGGUAACGGCUAAGAACCAAGUUAGCACAUUGACUGAACAUUUCAAUGUGACAGUGGACCGCAUGAACCCUAUGAUAGAUUGUUCCGUCCAUGGAGUCCCUGAAAUCGUGCAGCAGGGGUUGCCUCUGAACCUCACUGCAUCUGUGAAGGUUGAUGUUGCUGUCGAUGUCACCUUCUGGUGGCGGUUUGGAGAUGGAGGGAACCAUUCACGUCAGUUUAAACCCCCCUACGAUAACCCCUCUAGUAACCAGGCAGUGGUUCAUGACGAUGUACAAUAUGUUUAUACCCAGCCAGGGGAAUACACCCUAAUAUUAUUUGCUUCUAACCACUACGAGAACAAAACCUGCAAAGUUGAUGUCUACGUCUUCAGCAUUCUAACAGAUGUGCAAAUCCAGACUGAUCCACAACUUCUACAUGCUGGAAAACCUGCUGAAUUUGAGGCCCACCCCUUGCCGUCUCCCUACGGUAUCAUCUAUACCUGGAACUUUGGUGAUAACUCGAGUCUGCAGCAGGGGCGUGAGCGCAGAGUUCCUCAUGUGUAUGCUAACAGUGGUGUCUAUAACAUCUGUGUGAAUGUCAACAACACCAUUAGCUGGAUGGACACUUGUGCAGAAAUUAUCGUUUAUGAGGAUAUUAAAGGCUUAAAAGCAAUGUCAUCUGCUCCCACAGAACGCAACACUCCUACUGUUGUCAUAGCUAGCGUGGAAGAAGGCAACAAUGUUUCUUGGAGAUUUAACAUGGGUGAUGGAACCGUACGUACAGGCGUUGAACCCCCAUUUGAAUAUACAUACAGAAAAGAUGGAAACUACACCAUCAAUGUUACGGCAAUGAACGCAGUGAGCGUGCAGUGGCUUACCAUACCUGUUCAGGUGUUUGUGCUACAAGUGUUAGCGCUAGAACCGGAUGUGUGUGUUCAAGAAAACAGAGAGAUCAAUUUUCAUGCAUUUGUGUCAGGGAACGCUUCAGGACAUCAGUAUGUUUGGAGUUUUGGGGAUGGAAGCCCCAACGAGACUCAAUAUGGAACCCCAGCAAUAACGCACACUUAUGUUAAGAGUGGCGAGUACCAUCUCUCUUUACUCAUGUCAAGUGAAACUAACAAGGCAAAUUUUUUCAGAAGGAUCUGUGUCCAACCCAAAAUCACAUCUGUGUCUGUGUCCCCUUUGAGGACACACGUGGAAAUCGGAGAGAAGAGUAGAUUUAUUGUAACUGCUCUUCCGGAAUUUAAUUACACAUACCUAUGGGACUUUGGAAUACAUGACUCUAUACAUCCGAUUCAAGGUGGUGAGAUGAUGAAUUUUACUUACAAGAGUCCUGGACCAUAUCUUGUAACAGUUACUGUCUUCAACAACAUAUCCUGUAGCAACAACUCUGUUUCAAUUGAAGUACAGCAACCCGUUGGCUUUUUGGUGAUAAAUCAUAAUGGAUCUAAAGGUAACAAUCUUGCCUUACACCAAAGCUACACGUUCAGAGUGUCUUCAGAAUCUGCAGAUGCUCUCUAUUUCUGGAACUUUGGAGAUGGGACUCAACUUAAUGGGACAAAUGUAUUGCACGCCUACAAUUCUUCGGGAAAUUUUAAGAUCUGUGUAACAGGCAAGAAUGAAGUGAGCGAGAAUAGAAGUGAGAUUUCUGUGGUGGUCUUGGCACCCAUUCAAGGAUUGACCAUAAACGCUAGCCUUGUAAAUGUCCCUUUGAAUGCUUCGGUCCACUUUGAGGCACACCUUGACCUAGGGGAUGCCGUACGAUACUCUUGGAUUCUUUGUGACCGGUGCACAUCUAUACAAGACACUCACAACACAACGUUCUACACAUUUCGUUCAGUUGGAACUUUCAACAUCAUAGUAACUGCAAAGAAUGAUAUUGGCACCGCUCAGGCUAGUAUUUUCAUCUUUGUACAGCGUGAGUUGGAGGGCCUGCAGAUAGCAGCCGAUGAUCUUAGUGAAGGAUGUUGUUUUGCAACCAAUCGUGUCCUUCACUUGCAAGCCUCAUUAAAAGAGGGAACCAACAUGACCUUCAGCUGGAACCUUCUGAGGGAACAUGAGAACCAUGACCACAACCUUACAGGCAAGUCCAUAGACCUCAAUUACUCAACCCCAGGCCCCUGUGAGGUGAUCCUCAAGGCAACCAACUUGCUUGGCCAGCUGGCUGUGAAUCGAACUAUUGAGUUUCUGGACCCUGUGAAGGAGUUGGUCCUUGAGUCUUUACCAAACCCUGCUGCAGUGAAAGCCAUAACAAACAUUACAGUAUUUGCACGUUUUGGGAGUGACCUACAUUACAGAUGGUGGGCAGAUGGUAAUUUGUUAACGUUUGAUGUGCCUACUGUAAUGCUCCGUUUUGGGACUGUAGGUUUAAUACUGGUUAAAGUGGAAGUUUUCAACAAAGUCAGCUCAGAAACAGUCUCAAAGUUGAUCAGCAUUCAAGAACCAAUAUCAGGAUUAUCUUUAAUUGCCAUAAAUGUACCUGAUCAGAACUUUGUAGCAUCAGGGGUCAAUGUUUCCUUGCAUGGAGAAACACAGACCGGAUCCAACAUUUCUUGGGAGUGGCUGUUGCCAGAUGGCACAAAAUCAAAUUGGAAUGUCACCUCUUACAUCUUCUCUAAACCUGGUAUCUUUACUGCUACUCUGAAUGCCACUAAUGACAUCAGUGGACAAGUAGCAUCUCGUGAUUUCACAGUACAAGACCGUAUCCAGGGCCUGGAGCUAAAGGCCAGCAAACAAAUUGCUGCAGUUGGAGAGAACGUAGAGUUUACCAUUUCGGUCGCAUCUGGAACGUCUGUUACCUUUAUCCUGAGCAUCAGCGGUGAUGCAACUGUUAUUCCAGACAAUCUAACUUACAUCCACCAGUUCACCAGUGUGGCCAAGUACUACGUGAACCUUACUGCUUUCAACCAGGUGAGUUCAGAGCGGAAAACUCUGCAUAUUGAAGUAAUGGAACCUGUUACCAGACUGACUAUAUUGGACUGCUGUGAUGCUGCCAUACCUGUAGGAGUAACUAGGUCUUAUGUAGCAUAUACGCCAACGCGUGAGCCGCUGACCUUCCUGUGGACCUUUGACCUUCAUCAUGGUCCCAAGACUCAUCUGGUUGGCAGAUCAGUGACAUAUGCACCAGAUAAGCCAGGUAAUCUCACCAUAUUCCUGAGAGCGUUCAAUUCCCUUAAUGGUCUAAAUGUGACCAAGGUUCUACAAGUUCAGAACAGUAUCAAAUCAGCCUUUUUGGAUGCUCAGCCAAGUGACACCUUCAUAAACAAGACCAUCAGUUUCCAUGUGGGUAUUGCUCCUGCUUCCACUCCUGCAUCUUAUCUGUGGGAUUUUGGGGAUGGUACCUCUGGCUCUGUCACAACAACACCUUCUAUUAGUCAUAUCUAUUAUCUGCCUGGUCACUAUCUGGUGCGAGUUAAUGUCAGUAACCUGGUCAGCUGGGUCACAGCACAGAUUGAGAUCAACAUCUCUGUCUUGAAGUGUGACGAACCAGAAGUUCAGAUUAUUCAAGCUCCACGUCUUUCUAUCUGGCGUUACCAGCCUACCUUGGUGGAGGCCAAUGUGAACCUAAAGGGCUGUGCUCUUUAUGGCAUAAAGUACCUCUGGGAGAUCCUCACCUCCCCUCGUUGUCAGGAUGAUGAUAAGAAAGGACCAGCUCCUUCUAAGGUCCGUCUUCCUGCAGAAGUCAAUGUCCAUAGGCUCCAACUUUCAGUGCCCAAAAUGUCAAUUUUUGCUGGCAACUACACUCUAGUUUUUUCUCUGUCUUAUGAGGGAGUUCCACUCAGAAAGGCAGCCUGUCUGCAGCUUUCAGUCAUGUCCAAGAAGUUGGUGCCCAUUAUUGAAGGUGGCACAUACCGCAUCUGGUCCAAAACUCACGAUCUCCAUUUGAGUGCAGAGCAAUCCUAUGAUCCCAAUCUAGAUCCAGAGAACCAAUCCCUGCUCAACUACCACUGGGAAUGUGUGAGCACCUCCAAGGGCUCGGCUCACUGCUCUACUCUGAGUUUCGGGUUGGGUCCAAGCGAUCCGGUUCUGGGCAUCUCUGGGUCCGAGCUAGAGGUGGAUGUUGAGUACACUUUCCGGUUGACUGUCAGCAAAGAGGGCAUGACUCCAGAAUCCACAACUCAGACUGUGUUGGUACAGAGCGGUCGGAUCCCAAUGGUCUCACUGGAGUGUGUGUCGUGUAAAGCUCAAUCCCGCUAUGAGAUCAGUCAGAGCUCUUAUGUUUACUUGGCUGGCACCUGCAGUAAUUGUCACAGCUCACACAGAGGGCACUGGACGGCGAUGACUGGACGUAACGAAACGCUGAUCUUGGAUCUGAACACGACCACCACAGGCAGAGACAGCAUGCAUCUGGUGCUGAGGCAGGGCAUCCUCAGAGACGGCGACUCCUACAUAUUCAGCCUCCACGUGAAAGAUGACAGUAUGGACCGGGAGGGUGUGGCUUAUAUCGAACUCCACCCCAAUCUGCCUCCAGCUGGUGGGUCGUGUUCUCUGUGGGCGGAUGGGGACCGGCCUCAGGUGCGCACGCUCAUGGAAAGAGUUCACUUCAAUUGCUCAGGUUAUGCUGAUUCCGAUGAGACAGAGUCUCCACUGGUCUAUAGUCUGUUGAUGAUGCGUUGUUCAGAUCUUUACUGCGAGGAGUUUUGUGUGUAUAAGGGCACGAGUCCAGAACAUUCUGCAUUCCUGCCCCCUGGCUUCAGGUCUGCCCAGUACAGGGUGACUGCUUUAGUGAUGGUGGAAGACCACCAGGGGGCGUCGGUCAUGGGCCACAAUAGGUCGAUGGAGGUGGUACUGCCAGAGGUUCCUAAAGGGUACAGUAGUCUUCCUCACUGGUUAAGUAAUCUGACGGACUCCACCCUGAGAGAUCUGCUCCGACAGGGAGACUCACAGAGAGUACGGGAACUUUCGCUGGCUAUCAUCACUGUUCUGAAUGAGUAUGAGCAGGGUGUGUCCCGCAGACGUGAGGGUGUGUCAAAGGCUGAGCGCCAGUACAGAGUGAACAUCAGAGGAAACAUCACCAGAGCGCUGACAUCACUGGAUCUGAUCACCGUCAAUGACAUCCAGCAGACAUCAGCAGCCCUUGCGCAGUGCACGGCUGUGAGUCGAGAAUUUGUGUGUGAAGAGUGUCAAAACAGCACCCUGGAUAAACUCGAGUCGAUGUUAGAGAUACUACAGACAGACACUAAACAGGGUACUGUGACCCCUACUGAGAUAGCAGACAACAUUCUCAAUAUCAUGGGUGACCUGAUCCAUCAAGUAAGCCAAGCGGCAUCUUCUCCAACUCUAGAGACUGAAGAACGUGGCACUCUCUCUCAGCAGGCUCCGUUUCUCUCAGAAGAACAACAUCACCCACUGCGGGUGGCUGCUAAAGCUUACACCCUCUCCUCCGAACUCAUGAGAAUCCUCAUGCUCGCCCGCGUCCUCAACGAGGAGCCCCUGAUCCUCAAAGGGGCCGAGAUCGCCGCUGCCGGCAAACGCGCCGACCCCCAUAGCCUGCUCUGUUACGGUGAGAGCGACGCACCUGAGUGCCAGCGUUUCUCCAUCCCUCGGGCGUUUAACGCCAGUUUGGGACGGGCAGCAGUAGGCGCGCUGGCACAAGGGGGCAGCAGCGAGGAUGGAAUCGUGCAGCUGGUGUUCCAAGUGGAACCGAAUCCAUUUCCCUUUAAUUACGUACCAAAUUACCCCGUGUCUACUGAGGUGGUAUCUAUGGAGUUCCACACGAUAAACGGCACGCAGAUUCCGAUCUCGGAUUUGGACGAAAACCAGGCGAUAACUGUGACCGUUAAUAACGGCAGAGGGGCUGGGCUGGAUGAAAACGUAAUAGAGGGCAUCUUGCCGCCUGUGGGGGCCGAGAACAUCAGUCACUGCAGUUCGAUUAUUGUGAGAGUGAGCACGAGGAAUACUAAUAAUCAAGCUGGAAUUUACGUCCAACUCAACUUCACGGUAUUAGACGACUCUCCAGAGAGGUCGGAAUUGGAUCCAUCAAUCACAGCCUACCUGCACACCUCUGAGUGGCCCAAUGAAUUCAACAGCACUGACAGGAAACGCAUCACUCUUAAUAUGACACGGGGGCGGGAUCUGGACCAGCGGCGCUACACGUUCUUUCUGUCUCCGAACUUAUACAACACCACACGUGACCACUUCAUAAACGUGUCCACGGGGUGUGGCCCAGGUGACCCCUAUCUAAUCCGGGUGGAGGUGGGGGUCUUCACAUCUUUAUGCCAGUAUUUCAGCGAGAGCGCCAAACAGUGGCGAACGGACGGCAUGGUUCCGCUUCCCGAAACUAGCCCGGGCCAAGCAGUUUGUCUCACACGCCACCUCACCGCCUUCGCCGCUAGCCUCUUCGUUCCACUCGAUUCCGUCUCAUUCAUCAUUCCUGAACGGUCAGUUAGUCACAAUCUGGUGGUGGUACUGGUGUGCGUGAUCGGACUGCUGUGUUAUGCCGUGACCGGUGCUAUAAUGCGUAAGCUGGAUGAAAUGGACCUGAGGAGGGCUUCAGUGGUUCCGCUGUGCGGGAGGGACGGGCUGUACAAGUACGAGAUCCAGGUCAAGACCGGCUGGGGAUACGGAGCAGGUACGACAGCCCAUGUCGGCAUCAGUCUCCACGGCAGCGAGGCCCGCAGUGGACAUCGACAUCUGGACAGCGUUGGAGCGUUCGCUCGUAACAGCCUGGAUAUCUUCCACAUUGCCACGGAUACGAGCCUGGGCAGCGUGCUCAAGAUCCGCACGUGGCAUGACAACAAAGGUCUCUCUCCUGCUUGGCUACUUCAGUAUAUUCUGGUGAAGGAUUUGCAGACUGGCAGCAGUUAUUUCUUCUUGGUUAAGGAGUGGCUCUCCGUCGACAAUGAGAAAACGGACGGACGGGUAGAGAUAGAGGUGGAAGCAUCAGAGGAGGCUGACCUUCGUUACUGGCCCCGCCUACUAUCCUGGGAGCUACAGAGGGCGUUGUGCGAAAGCCAUGUGUGGCUGUCGCUAUGGGAACGACCACCGCGCAGUCCCUUUACGCGGCUACAGCGGAUAACCUGCUGCUCUGUGCUAAUGCAUCUUUGUAUGCUUGCCAACGCCGUGUGGUACGGUACGGUCACCAACGGCAAACGAUCUACGCCAGUGUCUACAGAAGUCUCUUUGAAUGCCGAGACAGUAUGGGCGGGGCUUGUGAGCUGUCUGCUGGUGUAUCCGUUCUACCUGGUCAUUUUCUUCUUAUUUAGACUUAGUCGCAGUAAGGUCUCUGUGGAACAGCUGCCUCCGCAGGUGGACCAGGAGUCUUUAGAAAUUGAUGACUUCCUGGAUAACUCGAUGACCGGAAGCUCUUUUCUGAUGUUAAAUGCCAUUACUGGAGAGACAUAUUCAGAGGAGACCAACAUUGACCUCCCUACACCUUCUAGUAAGAGUCUGCAGAGGUGGAGUGUCCCGGAUUGUGAUUGGCCAGACGUGUUGACCGAUCCUUCCGUGGAGAUGGGACCGGUAUUCCCUCCCCGGCUGAAGAGGGGUCAGGGCAGCAGACAUUUGGGCGUGGACAUUCCCUUCAAUCCAGAUGAAGAGGACACAGUGUGUGAAAACAACCAUAGGAACAAAUAUUUCUCAUCCUCGGAUGAGGACCUAAUCAAGCGUAUUUUGGCUGAUGGACAGCUGCUGUCUCAGACGGACAGUGAUAUGGGUGAUCUCUCCAGUAUAUUUGGUGACAAGACUGAAGUGAUUCUACUUCAAAAGAUGAAUGAACCGGUUCUUCCUGCAGCCAUGAGGCGAGACCCUCCCAAAACUGCCUUUACCUCUCGCACAGUAGUGACGGAUGUGUGUAGGCCGAGACCGUUUCCACCUUUAUGCGGACUGGCUGCUCUGUGGGGCAGCUGGGUGGGGCUUAUCCUGUCAAGCAGCCUAUCAAUGUGGCUGGGGCAGAGCUUUAAUGAGAACGUGGCUCUGAUGUGGCUCAUCUCUUGCAUUGUCAGUUUCCUGUCAUCGUUCCUUAUUCUAGAACCUAUAAAGGUGAUAUUGGAGGGCGUGUAUUUUUCUUUGGUCGUGGGUCGUCUGAGAGCAGAAGAGCAGGACGUGUUGGUGGAUUGUCCACGUGUGGAGAGAGUCGUCCAGCGUAUCCCCAGAGUGAGACCUCCGCAAGGAUUCGCUCUUUCACAGGCUAGAGAGGAGGCUCGCAAAGUUCGCCUGCUUCACACCAUGCUGAAGGCCUUCCUGAUCUACAUGCUGUUCCUGCUGGUGGUUUUACUGCUAAACUACUCUGACUCGAGUAAAGACGCCCAUCGCCUUCGACUCCAGAGUCAUCUGCUGAAGAACUUCCACACGCAGCACUAUAACAACAUCAGCAGACGUGAGGAUGUGUGGGUGUGGCUCUCAGACUCCUUGUUACCACAAUUACUGGAUGAGUCCAUCCUAAUGGAGAAAACAGGCAGUGUAUUGCUAGGUCCACCUCGCCUUAGACAGCUGAGAAGUCAAGCAGAAUGCCCCAUCAGCAGAUAUUUCCCUCCACUGUCGUGGUUUGGGUGUGUCCCAGCCGGGUGGGCGGAGUCAGCUUCAGGAUUGGUCCAGAAUUGGAGUAUGAGUACAGCUCAGAGCAACAGUGUGUGGCACUGGGGUCAGGUGUCUGUGUACAGCAGCGCUGGGUUCGUGCAGGACUUGAGCAGAAACAUGCAGGACUCGAAAGCUCUGAUCAAACAACUUGACACACACCACUGGCUCGACCCACUGACGAGAGCGCUGUUCCUGGAGUUUUCCAUCUAUAACAUCAACACAGAUCUGCUGUCGGUCUUCUCGUUCCUGCUGGAGUUUCCGGUGUCUGAACGACCUGUGCCGAGUCUCGAUCUGAAAACAUUACGCCUUCACACGCUGAGUCACGGCAUGGACCUGUCCCUGUUCCUCACGCUCCUCCUGCUGGCGUUUAUCAUCUAUUUUGCCAUGCGUGAGGGCUUGGCUGCCUGGAGGCAGGGCCGUGGCUACUUUCUGCGUUUGUGGAACAUGGUGAGCGUGUGCUGCCUGCUGUUGGCGAUUUGCGUGGUCUCGCUGCACCUCAGCCGCUCGGUGCUCUCCGCCAGACAGUGGGGGUCGUUUCUAGGCCAACGGGGCGCAUUUACCGACUUCUUUCCUAUCGCCCAACAGAGUCGGGUUAUGACCCAGCUCGGCGCAACACUUCUCUUUCUGUUGGUGCUCAAGGCGUCACACCAGCUGCGCUUCAUGAGAGAGUGGGGAGUUUUUGGAAGAACUCUUAGAAGAUCUUUUUGGGAGCUGCUGACGGUCGCUGUCACACUGCUUGUCUUCCUGUUGGCAUACUCGCACACUGGACACCUGCUUUUCCACUCUGUCAUUGAGGGCUACGAAACGGUUAGCUCCACUUGCCGGACGUUACUAGGCUCUGGUGGGCGUGGACUGUUGUCAUGGCGGCCAGACAGUGGCUCCUCCCCCUGCUCUGCAUCCUGUUUCAUCUUUCAUAUCAGUUUUACCCUCCUUCGUCUCGUUUUGCUGUGGCUUUUGACCUCGGCAUUGCUGAGGAACUACCGUCGGGCGAGGUCGGAGCUGUACCGUCCAGCCGUCGACCUGCAGGAUUAUGAGAUGGUGGAGUUGUUCCUGCGACGCCUCAAAAUGUGGAUGGGGCUCAGCCGUGCCAAAGAGUUCCGGCACAAGGUGCGAUUUGAAGGCAUGGAGCUCCCUCCUUCAAGAUCCUCUUCAACAAGUGACUGCAAGUCAUUGUGUCUUCCUCCUCUGGAUACACCAGAAGCUCCACCAACUCCUGAUAGUGUUGACGGAGAAUCAGAGGCCUCCUGGUGCCCUACAUCCAGCAGCCCUUGCAGUCUGGUUGAAGCUCCGGGUCUGGGACUAGGCCUCAACUUAGGCCCUGGGCUGGUAGUCGGAGGACAAGGCUGGAAAGAAAGAGCAGAGAUGGAGGCGACACUUCGCAGAAUCCUCCCAGCUUUUGAUGCCUUGCUCAUGCAGCUGGACCGGGUCACCCACGCCACAGAGGAUCUGUGUCACACAGAGUGCCGUCUGGAGAGGAUGUUGAGGAAAAGCAGGCGAUGGGGCAGAGGGGGACGUCGCCACAGAAGUCUUGACUCUGCAGGACAGAUGAGACGUGGCAGGAAGCACAAGGGUGCAGACAAAAGUACACAAGUGGUAGAGAAAAGCAAAAGUCCCCCGAGAACUCAUAUAAGCACACCUAAGUCAGAAGAUAGACAGAAACUUCAUAAGAAAGACAGGAGAUCAAAAAAAUCUGAUACAACAAGCCGGCACAAGGUAGACUUAAGUCCACACAGGACAGAUAGCAGUCUCCAGAAGGUACAAGAAAACCCCAGUAAUGUUGCAGCACGUGUCAGCAAGACUGAAAAAGACCCUUACGAGGUGGAUUCUCAUCCUCUCAAAGUGAGUCCACAAGAAGAGGGUGCUAAUCCUCCCAGGGCACACAAAGCUGAAAAAACUUUGCAUAAGUUAACCACAACUUCCAACAAGGUUGAUCCAAACUUUCAAAAGGACUCUGAGGUUGUUGGCUGUGCCAACAAACCCACCCCCACUCCGGCCCCUACUCCCGUUCCCACUCCAGCGUCUGCUUCUUCAACUGCUCUUCUUUCUGCUAUAGCCAUCCCGGUCCCGAUCCCUCGCUCCCACGAGUGGGUGCCACCCAGCAACAGCGAGAACCUUCCCUCCAGCGUAUUCCGGCAUCCUGCGCACACUACUACGAAUCCCACUCGAAAACGAAAGCACAAACAUCCCCCUCUUAAAAACAAGGUGCACCCUAAUACAGACAGACCUUUCUCAGGACACCACAAACCGUGAGAACCUAAGGUUUGCGUCAGUACGCAAGUAAAAGCAGGUGGGAUUUGGUAAUCGAGAUUAAGUAGUGUUGUGGGACUUAAAAAGUUCUUGGGUUACGGCUUCUUACGAGGAAAAGAAAUGAGGUCCUGGUGACAGCAGGUUUUGUAACCAGGACCUAAGAAGACCUUUAGCUCUAGUAUGAGCACAAGUAGAAACCAAGACCAAAUAAUCCACCAUAGCCUUAAAUUCUGCCCUACAAGCUUUCGAUUGGUAACUCCAAGGUGCAGGUCACCAUGGUCUUUCUGAUCUAAAAGGUACAAGUUUUGAUGCAAAUCACCCUUCCUCUCGCAGUGACCUCACUCCAACCCUUUGACCCUGGAGGUCAACCGGGUUAUAGUCGACAAGAGCACACCUUGUGCUGUCGUAGCAUUAGAAACUCUUGAAAGAGCAUCAAAGUACAAUGAAAGACUACAACUUUCGUAUUUGUCAAACAGUGUUUCGAGUUAUGUUUGAUGAAUUAUGUUCAAUUUAUGUUUUUUUGUAAAAGGAAGCUAUCGUAAGGUUAUGGGUACACGUGCUGCCCAUUGUUACAGAAUGAGCAAAGCUUAUUCAGAAGGGCUCACACUGACAUAUUCGCACACUACAUACACAAAAACACACAAAGACUUACAGGUACAUAUUUUUGAUGCCAUUACGUGACACCAGUAUAAAUAUAGUGCUGCGCUUGUAGGUACUUAUAUAAAAUUCAUACUACUUACUAUAAUGGCAUGUUACUGAAAAUAAACAUAGAGUUUUAUGUUUUCUCCACUUACAUUCAUACAUCUACACUAACACACUUCUGAAGAGGCGAUCAGGGUGCUAAAAAUUAGGAAGCCUCAGGAUUUCAGAUAUUCAGUAAGUUCAUAUCAGCUACAUUCAGAGGUUUCUUAACCCUCACCAGACCAAAGGGCAAGUGAGAAAAGACGCGGAAAGUAGAAGAAAAACUUGGAGAAAGUGCUGCGGUUUUUUAGAGAAAAAUUUAGUAGGAGAUGAAAUUUGGAAAAACGAAGGAAAAUUGAAAUGGAGCAGAAGGAACAAUGAAGGCCCUCGUUCAAGCCUUGCCACAAUUUUUUGUGUGGAGAGAAGGGAUUCCAUAAAGCAUUAUUAUUAUUAUUAUUAUUAUUAUUAUUAUUAUUACUAGUAGUAGCUGGUCAACGAAAAAUAGGUUAUGAAUUGCUGAAGUACGGUUUGUUUUGCUUUCUACAUUGUUAAAUCUUAAUUUAAAAAAGCACUUUGUAUUAAUGUAUAUGAAUAAUUGUGUUUGCAUCGGAGUGUGGUUUGAUUUUAAUGUUAUACUGAAAAUGUUUAGAAACGUAAUAAAAUAAGCUUGGUAUGAAGAUAAGAUACUGCUAUCAGCAUUACCCUCCCUGUACAUUUACCAAAGCUUGCUAUUCAAGUUUCAGGAGAUUCACGUAAUGAGUUUCUUUUGUACUUCGCACUUUACCUCCGCCGUAUUUAACUAGUACGUAAUUAUUUUCACGUAAAACAGCUUUUCAGAAUUAUAAUUUUUUUAAGUAUUAUACACGAGCUGCAUCAGGAUAUUUCGCAUUCAUUUUUUAUGUAUUUGUAACGUUUGGUUUUUGUCACUUGUCAAGUACUAAAAUGUAUUCGAAAAUGUGUUGUUUACUACGAUUAUGCUCAGGGACCCUCUUGAAAAAGAAACAGGAUUCUUUUUUUUUUGGUAUUAAAUGUGUUUUGUUUAAUUCAGUACAUGUAUUGUGAUUGGAUGGUAAAGUGUCGCUUAUGCACUUAAAAUAUCCACUACAGGGGAAAGCAGAGCUUGAUUUCGUCAAAGGUCACGUCAACUACAAUAAUGUCUUUAUUUAGGCCGUUCCGGAUGAAGUUUUCAAAGGUCAUUGUGUAUCUGUACAUAUUGGUGUGCCCUGAUGUAAAUAUUGUAUUAAAGUUGGAUCGCAUUUUAAUCUCAUUUGCCUUAACCGCACUGACCAGAAAUGUCUCCUUACAUGAAACAGAGCACAAGUACAUUAUGUUCACGAAAACGCUUUGCUGCAUGUUUUUCUCACCACUGGCCAAAGAAAAAAUGUCUGAAGGUUAUGCAAUUUUCAGCAAAUCUACACACAGCAAUAGCAGUCAUUUCAAAAUGUUAUGGCUUUUGGUAGGACUUUUUAGCUAUAUUGUACAGGCUUGCGAAUUUUGUGUAGCUAGGUUGGAUAGAAUUUGAGCCUCUCAUAUGUGCCAAAACCAACUUGCAUAUUUUUGUCAAUGUAUGAAAUGUUUAAGGUAAUUUACUGAUUUAUGUUGUGUCGUUGUAUUUGAAACGUUGUAGCACUUCGCUUUAUCUGCUUUUGCACUGGACAAAGUCAAAUAAAGAGUCUGACAGCUAA